CACGACGGCAACGAUGGGAAUCGACCUUCAAGAGGAACUCAAGAACAAGAUAACUGAACACAACAUUGAGAACGAGCAUGAUCCAAGCAAGGAAGAUCCAGAGGAACUUCUUGAAGGUGCAGUCGAGGCAGUCGCAGAAUCGAGCGAUGCGAUAACGGAUUCAAAGAACUUCGACGUGUACUGCAGUCUACUAAAACACUCGGAUGCGGUUCCAGGCACUGUCAUGACCAAGCUGCUCGAUUCUCUAACAUCUGGAUUUCAAACCGAAACCGAUGCCACUAUAAGAGAUGCCGUUACAGAGGACCCUAGAGGCAAUAUCAGGGCACAAGGAUGCCCUCGACAUUCGGAGGGUGAGGAAACGGCUCCUGUCCCUAAAGCUAAGCCCAAGAGAGGAAGAGGCGCGAAGACGGGGAGGACUGGUGGACGGACAGCGGCAUCGAAGAAGAACUCAGAGCAAUGGUCAUGGCAAGAUCACAUACCAAACGCGUUAGGAUUGAUUUGCCGAAUACUUGAGAAGCUUCCUGCUCAGCAUGUGUGGCCGACGAGUAUGGAACGAGAAGCGUUCAUCAAAUGUAUUACACUGCCGGUUUACGAUAUCUCGACGAAUGAAUCGUACAUGAAAGUGGCCGACAUCAAGAAAGGCGUACUGAGGGCGAUCUGCUUGUCGGUCAAUUCGCACGGCCAGGGAUCCACAGCGUCCACCAAAAUCAUGGCAAAUUUAUCUUUUCACGAACAUUUGGCAGAGCCGAUGGCGGAAUGUCUGGCAAUCGUCGAGGACGAAUACCAUCACCCCGAACUAGCAGAUGAGGUCCUCAGGGACAUAUCUGCACAGAAAUUUAGCGCUCAAGAUACCAAAGGGCCCCGUACUUUUUCCAAGUUUCUUAUCAGAUAUUCCGAAGUGUGCCCUCGCCAUACCCUCAAACAAAUCAGUCUUCUCCUUGACCAGUUGGACUCCGAGGCCUAUCCCAUGCGUAUCGCCAUUGUCGAAAUUAUUGGGAACCUCAUUGUACAUCUAGAUAGCAACAGUGGUCCCGUAGGAUCUCAAGAGAAUACCCAGACUACGAAGCAGAUUAACGGUCUUUAUGACUUUCUCAUCGAACGUAUGCGAGACGUCACGACCUAUGUCCGUACGAAAGUCCUAUCCGUGUUCACAAGGCUUUGUGAACUCAAAAACGUGUAUGGGAGAUCACGGUUACAUGUUACCAGGAUCGCUAUUACGGCGCUGGAGGAUAAGGCGGCAGCUGUGCGGAAGAAUGCAGUAGUGUUGCUCGUGAAACUUAUCACAACGCAUCCUUGGGAUCGUAUUCACAAAGGGCCUUUGGAAAUGGACGUAUGGGAGAAAGAGUAUGAAGAGCUGCUGGAGAAAUGGGCACCAUACCAGGAAAAACUGGACAAGUUUAAUCUUGCCGACCAGGCCUCUCAAGUACACGGGGAGGAGGAGGAGGAGGAGGAGGAGGGAGAGGGCGACAGCGAUGACGAGGCAGAACAAGAGGAGGCGGAGGCGGAAGAAGACCAUGAGCCGACCACCAAGCAGCCCAAGAAAUCUAACAAAAAGGUUCGAGGAGACGAUGAGAUGGAUGUUGAAGAAGAUGGGGAUGAAAACGAGAGCGAUGCAAAUGAUGAUGCUAUGUCGGUGGACGGCGAAGAGGGCGAGCCUCAAUCCCGACCGCGCAAGAAGGGUAAAUCUAAGAAGGCCUCGAAGAAAACCAAGCGCAAGCCUCGGCAGUCUCAGCUGAACCCCGAUGCUUUGGAGGCGUUGAGGCUUAUGGAUGAACAGGAAGUCAAGGAGUUACGGCUGACGAAAAAGUACUAUAUCGAAGGAAUGGAUUUCAUGCGACAUAUCGAAGAAGCCAUGGUCGUCUUGUGCCAGUUGCUUGGCUCAACCAACAAGCCAGAAGCCUUGGAAGCUAUUGGAUUCUUCCAGGUUGCUUAUCAGUACAAGAUGCGGAAUGCUGAGAGUGGUAUCAAGAAGAUGCUGCAUUUGAUUUGGCAGAAGGACAACAGCAUAACAUCGGAAGAUGGCAAGGAAAUCAAGGGCGUUCGUUCCCGACUUUUGGAAUCCUACCAGAUGCUGUACUUCGAUCCCAUCGCCAACUUGGAUGCCCGAGGUCAGGUCAGUCGGAUAGCGAAGAACAUGAUUGAGCUCACUUAUGGCGCCACUCUCGCCGAACUGACGAGCUUGGAGGAAAUGAUGCGCACAAUGAUGGCUAAUGACCAAAUUCCUUCAGAAGUUAUCAGCAAGCUGUGGCAAAUCUACACGUCGAACAAACUUCUUCCCAAGCCUCAGCGACGAGGAGCAAUCGUUAUCCUGGGAAUGCUGGCUUUGGCCAAACACAACAUACUGUCAGAGCUCGAUCACGUCGAUACCAUGUUGAAGGUCGGUUUGGGUGCGCUUGGAAGGGCGGACCUGACUCUUGCCCGAUACACCUGUGUAGCAUUGCAACGGCUGAACGGGAGCGCCAAGAAAGUGAAAGGAUCUCUCGAUGAUAAGACGAUGCGUAUCGAGAUGGAUAGUGCCAUCUUCCAGAAGCUGAAUCAAGUCAUUCUUCGUCCCUGCCACUCCAAAGACUGGUUUGGGCUGGCCGAACAGGUCAUCAACACCGUCUACGCUCUCGGCGAACACCCUGACGUCUUCUGCAAUGACCUCAUAAAGAAACUCACUCACCGUGCUUUCACUCCUGCGCCUCAAGCUGAGAGCGCUAAGGAGGAUAAAGAGAAUGAUCCGGAUGCUAUGGACGAGGACCACCCUGGCGACGUUUCGCGAGCUGAUUCCCAAGAACCUAAGGCGACGGACUUAGGCGACGCUUUCCAUCUGAGCCAGCUGCUCUUUGUGGUUGGUCAUGUUGCAAUUAAGCACAUUGUGUACUUGGAACUUGUUGAGCGAGAAGCUAAAAGACAAAAGGAUGAGGCCCAAGCCGCGGAGAAAAAAGCAGCUCAGGCACCUGGUGCUCGCGGACCUUCUUCCAAAGAUGGUGAGGAGUUGGACCAAGUUGCUGGGAACGCGGAGGACGAGAUCGGCGAACACAUACAAGAGAUCCGAGAGCAUGAACUCCUUUUUGGCCCAGAAUCACUGCUUGCUGUUUACGGUCCCAUCUUAGUGUAUAUCUGUGGACGGCCUGACAAGAAUCCUACCCUCAAAGCCGCUGCGACCCUAUCGUUCAGCAAGUUUCUCUGCGUCAGCUCCCAAUUUUGUGACGAGCAUCAUUUGCUGCUCUUCAAAAUCCUUGAAAAGUCUGAUAGCGCCAAUAUCCGGAGCAACAUCGCCAUUGCACUGGGUGAUGUUGCUGUCUCCUUCAGUACCAUCAUCGAUGAAAAUAGCAAUGAACUCUACCGAGGACUUUCGGACCCCGAUCUUGUAGUAAAGAAGAACACACUUAUGGUUCUUACACAUUUGAUCUUGAACGGGAUGGUCAAGGUCAAAGGACAGUUAGGAGAGAUGGCGAAAUGUGUGCAAGAUCCCGACGAUCGUAUUUCCGACCUCGCGAAGUUGUUCUUCAAAGAGUUAUCAACGAAAGACAACGCCAUCUAUAACAAUCUGCCAGAUGUCAUCAGUCAUCUCUCUUUUGGUGAACAUGCUGUAGAUGAAGAAAUGUUUCAGAGUACGAUGUCGUAUAUUUUUACCUUCAUCGAAAAGGAUAAGCAAACGGAGAAUGUCGUAGAGAAGCUGUGCCAGAGGUUCCAGCUGUCCGAAGAACCUAGGCAAUGGCGAGAUAUCGCUUACUGUCUAUCGCUGCUGAAUUACAAGUCAGACCGAUCUGUCAAGAAGCUCAUUGAAGGCCAUAGGUUCUAUGGCAACAAGUUGCAUGAACCAGUUGUUUAUGAGCGAUUCACCGCUAUCCUCAACAAAGCUCGUGCGGCUAAGAGCAAGGAUAAGCCAGAUCAUGAGCUAGAUGAAUUUGGCAAGCUCCUUGAAGAAAGUAAGGAAGCGGGCACCGAAGAACACGAUCUGGCGAAGCGAACCAAGUCUGCAGUCAAGAAGCGUGCCAAACGUCCUGCAACACGCUCAACCAGAAAAGUUAAGGUUGAGCAAACUAUCGAGGAGGAUGACGAUGAAUGAACGAGAUUGAUAUGUCAAUGAUCUAUGUAUAGCAAUAAUAUUAUAUGGCCACCUCUUGUAUCAGUAUUAAUGUACUAAUACCUCCACCCGCAGUCGAAUAAUUCUACUGAAACGAACGUGGGCGCAAAAGAGCGAUAACAAGUGUCGAUACGUGAGUAAAGAGUGUGGGAUCGACAAAAGCGACAGAGAUGGUGAAAUAUGUAGGUGCAAAGGAAUGUGGGUGGCAAUGGACAACUGUAUAAUGAGUGUCGCAGGGUGAGGUUAUUAGACCAAAAAACCAAAAAAGAAGUGGUGAGUUACAAAGUGAUUAUCCGGGGAUGUCCAAAAAGAGUCCUCGUCUUGAUAAU
Molecule: messenger RNA, 4404 nt
Organism: Desarmillaria tabescens
Lineage: Eukaryota; Fungi; Basidiomycota; Agaricomycetes; Agaricales; Physalacriaceae
Product: non-SMC mitotic condensation complex subunit 1-domain-containing protein
Exons: 18
Coding region: 14-4057 (1347 amino acids)
Biological process (GO): mitotic chromosome condensation; mitotic cell cycle; meiotic chromosome condensation
Cellular component (GO): condensin complex; nucleus; condensed chromosome, centromeric region
Molecular function (GO): histone binding
Source: RefSeq, a predicted model, not a curated record